AGCUGCAGGAGAUGGUCCCGGAAUCAUUUUCACCAUUUACUGGCCAGGCUUAAAAUCCGAGCAGGUACGGAGGAGCCGAUGUGUCUGCUGGUCUGGGAAGUGACAUGGAGUGACUUCGCUUAUACUGUAACUACCGCAAGAUAAAAGGCAUCAUUCCCGUCCAAAAAAACUGGCAUCAUGGUCGUCAAUUCUGUGCAUUGGUUCCGGAAAGGGCUGAGGCUUCACGAUAAUCCGGCUUUACAGGAAGCUUUGAACGGUGCAGAUACUGUGCGGUGUGUUUAUAUACUGGAUCCAUGGUUUGCGGGUUCUGCCAACGUUGGUAUCAACAGAUGCAGGUUUUUACUUGAAUCUCUGGAGGACUUAGAUACAAGCCUGCGAAAGUUGAAUUCAAGGCUCUUUGUGGUUCGUGGGCAACCUGCUGAUGUAUUUCCACGUUUGUUCAAGGAGUGGAAUGUCACCCGUCUGACCUUUGAAUAUGACUCUGAACCAUAUGGAAAAGAGCGGGAUGCUAUGAUUAUUAAAAUGGCAAAAGAGUUCGGAAUAGAGACUGUUGUGAGGAACUCGCAUACACUGUAUAACCUGGACAAAAUUAUUGAACUGAACAACAACAGCCCUCCCCUCACCUUCAAACGGUUCCAGGCGAUUGUUAACCGUCUGGAGCUGCCCAAGAAACCCCUGCCGACCGUAACUCGGCAGCAGAUGGACAGCUGUUGGACAGAUGUGUUGGUCAACCAUGACGAGCGGUUUGGGGUUCCCUCCCUGGAGGAGUUAGGGUUUAAGACACAGAGACUGAGCCCUGCAGUGUGGAAGGGUGGUGAAAUGGAAGCUCUGGACAGGCUUAAAAAGCAUUUGGACAGAAAGGCUUGGGUGGCAAAUUUUGAAAGGCCCCAGAUCAAUGUUUGUUCCCUCAUCGCCAGUCCUACUGGUUUGAGUCCUUACCUACGGUUUGGCUGCUUGUCAUCUCGACUGUUCUAUUACGAACUACGGGACCUCUAUUUGAAGGUACGCAAGCACCCUAAUCCACCGCUCUCGCUCUUUGGUCAGCUGCUUUGGAGGGAAUUCUUCUAUACGGCAGCUACCAACAACCAAAACUUUGACCGGAUGGAGGGGAACCCCAUCUGCGUGCAGAUACCAUGGGACCAUGACCCCGAGUCCCUCGCUAAGUGGGCUGAGGGCCGCACGGGCUUCCCCUGGAUCGACGCCAUCAUGACGCAGCUGCGGCAGGAGGGCUGGAUUCACCCGCUGGCUCGGCAUGCCGUCGCCUGCUUCCUCACACGGGGAGACCUGUGGCUCAGCUGGGAGAGCGGAAUGAGAGUAUUUGAGGAGCUGCUUCUGGAUGCAGACUGGAGUAUUAAUGCGGGAAGCUGGAUGUGGCUGUCCUGCAGUGGCUUCUUCCAGCAGUUCUUCCACUGUUACUGCCCUGUAGGCUUUGGAAGAAGAACAGAUCCCAGUGGAGAGUACAUCAGGAGGUAUAUACCAAAGCUGAAGAACUAUCCGAAUAGGUACAUCUAUGAGCCCUGGAAUGCCCCAGAGACAGUGCAGAAAGCAGCUGACUGCGUGGUGGGCAAGGACUACCCCAAGCCUAUGAUAAACCAUGCUGAGAGCAGCCGCCUCAACAUAGAACGGAUGAAGCAGGUCUACCAGCAGCUCUCACGCUACAAGGGACUCAGCUUGCUGGCCACUGUUCCUACUAUUCAAGAGGAGGUAGAACCACCAGCGAUGGAGGACUCGGGUGCCCACAGCAGCAAUGACGUGUGUCCUGCUCAGCCUAGCAGAAAGGCUUUGCUGAGGAAGAGGGAGAGGCCAGCAGAGAUGCAGAGAGCAGCUGCAUGCACACAGCCCAAGGUGCAGCGCAUCAGCUCGGCAGAAGGGAGUGCAGAUGAUCAGCAGUAGCAAUGGCGCUGGCCGGACCUGGAGUGCAGCCUUCUGACGUGAGGCACGCAGGGUCUGCCUGAUGUUCUCCUGCCCUGUGCUGCCCUCCUGUGCUCCCUGAGGUGUGAAAAUGCUUCUUGACAGCAGCAGUCCUAAAAACGAAUGCAAAUCAACAGCACAAAGAUCAGCAUAAAAGUAACGUGGUGGUCGAGAAUCUGACUACAAGGUUACAGAAGAUGCUCAUGCCUGCCAUUUCUGAAUGUCUCUUGCAUUUACAAAAUGUUUGAGUAGUGCGGCGGUACUUAUUUGUGGGUUUUUCCCGCUUUCUCUGUUAUCCAUGUGGUUUGGAUUGUCUUUAACAUAGCAUGGCAUUCCAUUAAGCAAUAAAUCCAGAACACUCCAGUUUCCUAAAUCAAAAUUCAGUCUCUGCUGUUUGUAUUGACUGUGCUGCCAUCACAUAAUAGUUUAGUUUAGGCAUAAAAAUAUUUCUCUGUAUAAUCUGUACUUAUGGCAUACAAAGAAGUAUGAGAAAACACACAUUGAUCUGCAUUUUUUUAAUGAUCUAAAGUCUAAAUUGUGUUAGAUGCAUAGACUUACAUAAAUGUAAUUUAGUAUUAUUUAAUCAUGUGAAAAGUAAACAAGAAGUCAUUUUU
Molecule: messenger RNA, 2525 nt
Organism: Paramormyrops kingsleyae
Lineage: Eukaryota; Metazoa; Chordata; Actinopteri; Osteoglossiformes; Mormyridae
Gene: cry2
Product: cryptochrome circadian regulator 2
Biological process (GO): entrainment of circadian clock by photoperiod; negative regulation of DNA-templated transcription; circadian regulation of gene expression
Cellular component (GO): nucleus; cytoplasm
Molecular function (GO): DNA binding; FAD binding
Source: RefSeq, a predicted model, not a curated record